GGACCUUGGAGCAAAAAAUGCCAAGUUAUCACUAUCGAAACCUCUUCUCGCUGAUCGAACUCAGAAGGCAACAGUACAGAGAGGGAGGGGAGGAGCUUGGAUGGACUCAUCAUCUGGUCUGAAAACCCUAAACGUUAUAACGACGCCUCUCCAUUUCUGCGCCAGAGCUGCCCUAUUUCGUUCACUGCACUUUGCUCAAGUCAAGAAGAAAUUCCAAUUUUCUCUCUCCUCUUCACGCUCCUAUCCACUCUCCAAUCUCUCUGAAAGAGGCCAGGUCAGUUCUCUGCCUGACGGCAUCGGUGACGCAAUCUGUGAAACCCCACAGAACAAGCUUCUUCAAGUGGUGUUAGUUUCUCCUCAGAUUCCUGGAAACACUGGAUGUAUUGCCAGAACUUGUGCAGCAUCAGCUGUUGGAUUACACCUAGUUGAGCCGUUAGGAUUUCAGGUGGAUGAUACAAAACUAAAACGUGCUGGACUGGAUUACUGGCCAUAUGUAGUUGUUAAAGUACAUGGUUCAUGGGCAAGUUUUUUGGACUAUUUCAAGCAACAGGAAGGGGAAAAGCGGUUGCUGGCAUUUACCAAGAGAGGAACAGCUAUUCAUUCAGAUUUUUCCUACAGAAGAGGUGAUUGGCUCAUAUUUGGCUCAGAAACUUGCGGGCUUCCACCUGAAGUCCUGCUCGACUGCAACAGCAAAGCAUUUGGCGGUGGUACCCUUCGGAUUCCUAUGGUUGAAACUUGGGUUAGGUGUCUAAAUUUAUCUGUGAGUGUUGGCAUUGCUUUGUAUGAAGCUUCCAGACAGCUAAACUACGAGCAGCUUCAAUGUCAAUCUGAAACCUCCAUAGAGAGCGAUAAAUCUUUUAGAACUGAAGAUAUUUUUGCUUAAUUGCAUGCUGUCAAACUUAUGGUUAUUCAAAGUUGUACUCAGGUAAUUUAUUGACAGAUAGGGCAAGAACUAGCAUUUGAUUAUUUGAUUUUCUUAUGAUAUUUUGAUCGCAUUUCUUUUCU
Molecule: messenger RNA, 1005 nt
Organism: Cornus florida
Lineage: Eukaryota; Viridiplantae; Streptophyta; Magnoliopsida; Cornales; Cornaceae
Exons: 7
Coding region: 101-883 (260 amino acids)
Biological process (GO): wobble position cytosine ribose methylation; wobble position uridine ribose methylation
Molecular function (GO): RNA binding; RNA methyltransferase activity
Source: RefSeq, a predicted model, not a curated record